Molecule: messenger RNA, 5501 nt
Organism: Peromyscus eremicus (cactus mouse)
Lineage: Eukaryota; Metazoa; Chordata; Mammalia; Rodentia; Cricetidae
Gene: Kdm4b
Product: lysine demethylase 4B
Exons: 22
Coding region: 132-3566 (1144 amino acids)
Biological process (GO): chromatin remodeling
Cellular component (GO): nucleus
Molecular function (GO): histone H3K9 demethylase activity
Source: RefSeq, a predicted model, not a curated record
GGACACUGUUGUCACUGGAGGUGCCUGACAGAAAGCAACCCUGACUGCUUCCUUGAGCCUGGGUCAUUUGGCCACCUCAGCCCCCUGGAACCUCCUGGAACCUCCAGGUGUGGCUCUGCAUCGCUGCAGUCAUGGGGUCCGAGGACCACAGCGCCCAGAACCCCAGCUGCAAAAUUAUGACCUUCCGCCCCACCAUGGAUGAGUUCCGGGACUUCAACAGAUACGUGGCCUACAUCGAGUCGCAAGGUGCCCACCGUGCAGGCCUAGCCAAGAUCAUCCCACCCAAGGAGUGGAAGCCACGGCAGACGUAUGACGACAUUGAUGAUGUGGUCAUCCCAGCACCUAUUCAGCAGGUGGUGACAGGCCAGUCGGGGCUUUUCACACAGUAUAACAUCCAGAAGAAGGCCAUGACCGUGGGCGAGUACCGCCGCCUGGCUAACAGUGAGAAGUACUGUACCCCACGCCAUCAAGACUUUGACGACCUGGAACGAAAGUACUGGAAGAACCUGACCUUCGUCUCGCCCAUCUACGGGGCCGAUAUCAGUGGCUCUCUAUAUGAUGACGAUGUGGCCCAGUGGAACAUCGGCAACCUGAGGACCAUCCUGGAUAUGGUGGAGCGUGAGUGUGGCACCAUCAUCGAGGGUGUGAACACACCCUACCUGUACUUCGGCAUGUGGAAGACCACUUUUGCCUGGCACACAGAAGACAUGGACCUGUACAGCAUCAACUACCUGCACUUCGGCGAGCCCAAAUCCUGGUACGCCAUCCCACCGGAACACGGCAAGCGCCUGGAGCGCCUGGCCAUAGGCUUCUUCCCUGGGAGCUCACAGGGAUGUGAUGCUUUCUUGAGGCACAAGAUGACACUCAUCUCGCCCAUCAUCCUGAAGAAGUAUGGCAUCCCCUUCAGCCGGAUCACCCAGGAGGCUGGGGAGUUCAUGAUCACUUUCCCCUAUGGUUACCACGCGGGCUUCAACCACGGCUUCAACUGUGCCGAGUCCACCAACUUUGCCACGCUACGCUGGAUUGACUAUGGCAAAGUGGCCACACAGUGCACAUGUCGCAAGGACAUGGUGAAGAUCUCCAUGGAUGUGUUUGUACGCAUCCUGCAGCCCGAACGCUAUGAGCAGUGGAAGCAGGGCCGCGACCUCACUGUGCUGGACCACACUCGGCCCACAGCCCUGAGCAGCCCUGAGCUGAGCUCCUGGAGCGCCUCACGUGCCUCACUGAAGGCCAAGCUCUUGCGCAGACAAAUUAGUGUGAAGGAGAACAGACCCUGGAGAAAGGCUGAGGAGGAGAGGAGGCCGAGUCUAGAGAGGAGGCGGGAGCCGACCAGAAGGCCAGGGCCGGCGUCGCACCGGAGACGGAGCCAGCCCAAGAAGUCCAAGCCUGAAGACUCCAAGUCUCCUGGGGAGGCGGCGGCUGGGGUGGCUGGUCUGGAUGAGGCUGGGGGCUGUUCCCGGGAGGAGGCCACACCUGAGGACGAGGAUGAGGAUGAGGAACUGCUGCCCUCGCAGAGCCACGAGGCCGGGCCAUGCAUGGAAGAGGAUGGCAGAGGCAAGCCCCGGCCAACCAAGGCCCGGAGCAAGAAGAAGACCCCCAGCCCCCUGUCACCCCUGUUGCCGCCUGCCCCACCAACCCUGUUACCCACUGAGGAGGGCCUGAGGCCACCACCCCCACCCAAGUCUCCGGUUCCAACCAUGGGCCCCAUGGCCGCAGAGGGGGGUCCUCCACCAGCACCCCUCAAUGUGGUGCUGCCUCCCGGGGCACCGGGAGAGGAAGCAGAGGUGCGGCCGAGGCCCAUCAUCCCCAUGCUGUAUGUGCUUCCCCGCACCAACCCCACUGAUGGCGACAGGGAGCGCACUGCCCACCCACAGCUGGCACCCAUGGAGCUGGGGCUGGAAGACGAAGGCCAGGCCCAAGCUGGCAGUGCACAGGCACCAUCCUCCUUCUCUAAGCUGAAGGUGGAAAUCAAAAAAAGCCGUCGUCAUCCCUUGGGUCGGCCACCCACACGGUCCCCACUGUCUGUGGUCAAACAGGAGGCUUCGAGUGAUGAAGAAGCCUUCCUGUUCUCAGGAGAGGACGACGUGAGUGACCCCGAGGCCUUGAAGUCCCUGCUGUCGCUGCAGUGGAAGAACAAGGCAGCUAGUUUCCAAGCUGAGAGGAAGUUCAAUGCGGCAGCUGCCCUCAACGAGCCCUACUGCGCCAUCUGUACUCUCUUCUACCCCUACAGCCAGUCAGUACAGACAGAGCGAGAGGUCCCAGCCACUCCAGGGGACAGUACUGUCCAGCCACCCUCGAAAAGUGGCCAGAGGACACGGCCACUGAUCCCUGAGAUGUGCUUCACUUCGAGUGGGGAGAACACAGAGCCACUGCCUGCCAAUUCCUAUGUCGGUGAGGAUGGUACCAGCCCACUCAUUUCCUGUGCCCACUGCUGCCUGCAGGUCCAUGCCAGUUGCUACGGUGUCCGGCCUGAGCUGGCCAAGGAGGGCUGGACAUGCUCCCGGUGUGCGGCCCAUGCCUGGACUGCGGAAUGCUGUCUGUGCAACCUCCGCGGGGGAGCGCUGCAGACGACCACGGAGCACAGGUGGAUUCACGUGAUCUGCGCCAUUGCAGUCCCCGAGGUACGGUUCCUGAACGUGAUUGAGCGCAACCCUGUGGACGUCAGUGCCAUCCCUGAGCAGCGGUGGAAACUGAAGUGUGUGUACUGCCGCAAGCGCAUGAAGAAGGUGUCGGGCGCCUGCAUCCAGUGUUCCUACGAGCACUGCUCCACGUCCUUCCACGUGACCUGCGCACAUGCAGCUGGUGUCCUCAUGGAGCCCGACGACUGGCCCUAUGUAGUGUCCAUCACCUGCCUCAAGCACAGAGCGGGCGGCGCUGGGGUGAGUGCUGAGGCCACAUUCCCGGCUACACGAGGGGCCCCGCCCAUGUGGGCUAGCCCUGCCCACUUGGCCUCCUCCGCUUGGGCAAAACCCCGCCCACACAUGCCAUUGCCCCCCUCCCCCCAGGGUCAGCUCCUGCGCGCUGUGUCCCUGGGCCAGGUCGUCAUCACCAAGAACAGGAACGGGCUGUACUAUCGCUGUCGUGUGAUCGGCAGUACUGCGCAGACCUUCUACGAGGUCAACUUCGACGAUGGCUCCUACAGCGACAACCUGUAUCCAGAGAGCAUCACUAGCAGAGACUGCUUGCGGCUAGGCCCGCCUCCUGAGGGCGAGCUGGUGGAGCUGCGGUGGACGGACGGCAACCUGUAUAGAGCCAGGUUCAUCUCGGCGGCCACCAGCCUCAUCUACCAGGUGGAGUUUGAGGACGGGUCUCAGCUGACGGUGAAGCGUGGGGACAUCUUCACCCUGGAAGAGGAGCUGCCCAAGAGGGUGCGGUCCCGGCUGUCACUGGGCACUGGCAUACCACAGGAGCCCAGCUUCUCUGGAGACGAUGUGAAGGCUGCUAAGCGCCCACGGGUGGCCACCAUGCUGGCCACCACCACGGAGGACACAGGGCACAGCCCAGAAUACCUGGCCUUCGUGGAGAGCCUGCUGCAGGCACAGGGCCGACCUGGGGCACCCUUCUAGAUGCUGCCCACCCCUGUCCCCACUGCGGGACCUACCUGGGCAACAGGACCAGCAGGAUCCAACAUGGCCGGACUCAGGGAGAGGGGCCAGUGUCCCUGGACUGCAGCGAUUCCGUGGGACCCGGCCUGGCUGUGCUUUUCUCCUAAAGGUGCUACGGGGCAUCCCAGAGCCUCCUGUGACAGACGCCAGCCAAGGACGCUGGGGCACAGCCCCAACUGUCUUCUAGAUUUGUGGCUUUAAAAACUGACAGCGGAAACGCUCGUUCUCCUCGCAACCAAGAUGCGAGGAGGUAAAAGCUUCGUCCUUGUUUGCUGCCUGCAGAUGUCAUUUGUCUACUGAGCAGGUGGAGAGGUACUUCUGUACAGGUGUCGCCCUGGAGGACGACAGCCCAGUGCACAGUGACCUCUGUGGUGGCUGCUUGUGGUGUCUUCUGCUUCCUGCUGGGGGAGGUGGGCCCUGCAGGAGCGUGAGUCCCUUCCCCGUCCUGCCCCCCCCGCCCCGCCCCCGCCAUGCAGAGUCCACCUCACUCUGCCUCCACUGCCUAGGAUGGCAGGUGUCCCCAGGGGUGAGCCAGGCUUCCAAGGUGACUGAGUCCCACAGCUGUGGCCUGGGGUUCCAUGAGCCUCCACGGCUGAGGGCCGGGGAAGCAGGUGCCACCUCCCUUGCAGCGCGAGUCAAGAGACAGGGACCCAGACUGCACUGGUGGCGCUGCCUGUGGGGUAGCGCUGUCGCUAGAGGCCACUGCCAUCCUAGCGCUUCAGUCCGUCCCCAGGAUGGACAGCUCAUCUAAGUGACAAAGGACCGCACAGACAGGCCUGGCCUGGGGACCUGCUGGGUACUUGGAGGGACCGGGCCUCUCCUGAGUGCCCAGUGCCGCCGUGUCCAUGUAUACUUGGAAAUUCUAUUUAUAUUGUAAAGAGAAUAAAAAGGGCCCAACCUUGGGCCUAGAGGAAGAGGCUGGGCCACAGAGGUCUCGGGCUGCAUCUCUUGUGGGCUCUGCAGUGGCUGCAGAAGGCCCUGCACACACACCUCACAGAGACGCCUGGGUUUUACUUUGUGCAAAAAAAAAAAAAACACAAAACAACAAAACCUCGCCCCCCCCCUUUUCUCCCCACCCCAAAUGAAGGAUGUCGUAUUUUUGCCUCAGUCUCAGGCCUCUAGUUCAGUAUCAGUUAAAGCCCUUGAGCACCUCCUAUUCCCGCCUGGCCAUGGCUGUGUCCUCAUUUCUGGCCAGGGCCAGAUGGGCUCAGGAUGGAGGUCUCCUUAGCCAGGAUGAUGGGAACAGCGUGUCCUGGUCUGGGUAUAGGGGCUGCCAGGAGGUGGGACACCAUCCACAAGACCUCUCCAUCUUACCGCAGUGGCACGGGGCUGAGUCAGUGUAUCCCCACAGGAUGCCAGGGUUCUCUGACUCCCCUUGCUUGUCAGUAGCCCAGCUGCUGUCUGCCUCCCAUGCUAGCUAGGGCCACAGAUGAGCAAAGGUCCUGGGGUUGAGCAGAGGGAGCCCAGCAAGAGUCACAGAGGGAGGAGUGGGGGCAGGGUGGGCCUGCUGGUGGGCUGCAAGGGAGACUUGGGUUUGACCCGAGGGAGGAGGAGGGCCGGAGCCAUGGAGGCUGUGGGUAGAAGCCUAGAGGAUACUCACAAAGGGAUGUCAGCGGCAGGCAGCCAGGUGGGGCAGAUGACCCUUGUUUUCCAUUCCUCUUUGAAACAUAAAAGACUUUGGGGCAGGCAAAAGCUCUGGGGAGGAAAGGGGAGGCAGCCUUGGAGGGGACAUGGCCAGGAUCCUGUGGAGGUAGGGUGCUGUUCCAGGAGGGGACAUCUAACUAGCUCUGACCCUGCCUGGCACAUCCUACUGAGCUCAGACUGUGGCCUGCAGCCCUGGGCCAAGUCUGGCCCUAGACCUGUUUUUUUUGUCAAUAAAGUUUUAUUUGCACAUGG